UCUCCAAAGGCCUGGUGGGGAACCCUUUCUGGAAGUGGCUGAUUAACGAUUAUAGGGCCUGCUGCCGAGCUUGCGUGACCCUUACAACUCCACGAAAUCCUCAGCUAAUCUCGGCAAGGCUGGGGGGGAGUGCGAUUAGCACCUCACAGGUGACCUGCACGGUAAGUCUAUCGCCAGGCUGUCGACGCUUAUGGACUUUGAAAGCGCUUUUCUGUCUUGUCCAUUUGCUUUUUGGAAGGAAUCCUUGGAACUAAUAAUGAAUCCCGAUGUCUUUUUUCCCGAUCCGUCCUCCAAGUGACUGUAGUCCUCUUGUUGAAAUCAUGCAUCAAAUCCUCAGGACGUUUGUGUUGAUCUGCUGCUUUCACACGGCUUGUCCCUUCUGUCCGGCCCAGUGCACUUGUGUUUUCCAUGGACGUAGCGAUGGAACGGGAACCAGGUCUGUGCUCUGCAAUGACCCCGACAUGUCCGACAUCCCCGUCAAUGUCCCGGUGGACACCGUCAAGCUCCGGGUGGAAAAGACCGCCGUCCGCCGAGUGCCGACAGAAGCGUUUUACUACCUGACGGAGCUCCGUUACCUGUGGAUCACAUACAACUCUAUCACCUCGGUGGACACGGGGAGUUUCUACAACCUCAAAGUGCUCCACGAGCUGAGGCUGGAUGGCAACGUGAUCUCUGUUUUCCCGUGGGAGUCCCUCAAGGAGAUGCCCUUGUUGAGGACCUUGGACCUGCACAACAACAGGCUCACCAGCAUUCCCGCUGAGGCCAUUCCCUACCUGGAGAAGCUUACGUACUUGGAUCUGUCCAGCAACAAAUUAGCAACCCUGCCCUCGGACCUCAUGGAUAUUUGGCCUCCGUUUAACGGCGAGCCAGUCACAUCAAAUGCUUCCCAAAAGGUGGUGCUGGGCCUCCAAGACAACCCCUGGUUUUGUGACUGCAAGAUAUCCAAGUUAAUCGAGAUAUCCAAAAUGGCAGUAACACCCGUCAUUCUGAUGGACCUGUUCCUGACCUGCAGCGCACCCGAGAACCUCAAUGGCGUCCUCUUUCAGCGCGCCGAGCUCGACAAUUGUGUCAAGCCUUCGGUCAUGACGUCUGCGACCAAGAUCACGUCCCCGCUCGGUAGUAAUGUUCUCCUGCGAUGUGACGCAACAGGGUACCCGACACCAAGCCUAUACUGGUCUCGGUCUGAUGGAUCACUAGUUAACAACACAGUACAGGAGUCACCAGGGGAUGGCAUCCGAUGGUCCAUCAUGAGUGUACAUGGGAUCCUGCACAAAGAUGCUGGGGACUACAGCUGCAGAGCCAAGAAUGACGCUGGUGCAGCAGAAGCUACCAUAUCCCUUUCAGUGGCCGGCACGAUGAGCACCACUAUCUCUCCGGUGAUGCCCGAUGUUGGGACGGGACCAACAGGCUCAGGCUGGACAUACAGUCCUGGAGGAGAUGUAACCAUCUUCACCUCGACCGUUCCCAUGGCCCGGACAACUGCAGUGGCCCUCUCAGCCAAGCCAAAGACAUCUUCAAGUAUCCAAAGGGGUUCGCUUAAGCCCGCAAAGAUCCAGCAAGGCGGUGGCGGGCGAAAGUUUGUGUCGGAUGAGAAAAGUAAGAAAAGCGAGUCGUCAAAGUUGGUCAAAGACUUGGAGAUUGUGGAUGAAACAUCUGACAGUGCGGUUUUGGUCUGGAAGGCAGAGGGGUUACCCAAGAACUCUCCCCUCACCGUUGUUUAUUCCCCUUAUGGCGAAGAUGGCGAGGAUGACUACAAAAGAACAGUGGAGACUAAUGCAGGCAGUGGCAAAAUUCUGUUGGAGGAACUCUCACCUGGUAUAAGAUACUCGGUUUGCCUCGUGGCCAAGGGUAGUGCUGCCGCAAAGGACCCUUGCAUUGACUUUUACACGCUGGACAAUUUUGAGGAGGGAGGGCAGAACCAGCUUUUCAUCAUCAUCAGCGGUAUUGCCUGCGCCUUGGCGCUGCCGCUCAUCGGCCUGCUGCUCUACAAGAUCCUCGCCCUCUACUACAAGGCGAGUGAAGCCACUCCGGAUGAAGAGGAGCUGGAGAAGGAGAGCUAUGUCAAAUUCGAGACCAUCAACAUGAAGCAAAGGACCAUGAACCCUCACCCGACAGAGCUUUGGGCAAGGAGGCCCACUCAUGAGUCGGAAAGACUGCUGCUCUGCUCUCGCUCAAGUAUCGACUCCCAGAUGACCUACAAGAGUGAUAGUUCACGGUCCGAGUAUCUCUGCUGAUACCAGUGCACAUGUGUUUAAAUGCCUAUGAUAAACCAUUGAAAAAAAAAUCAACAUGGAGAGGAUAAAACACAUACACUUUAAAAGAUUUAGCAGUGGUGGGCCGUACAUUUGUGACCUGGGCCUUCAGUGGGGAUUUAUCCAACUGAAUCCACCUCUUAAUAGAACCACGAUCACAUUGCAAUUAUAGUCACCAUCAAUACCACACAAAAAUGCAAUUGUGCCACAUAAGUCAUCUGCAGAAUCAAUAAUUAUCUCAUAUAGAUGAUAGAAAAAUGUUAUAAAACUCAUUGCACACCAGAGAUUCUUAUAUUUUACCAGCACAACUGACUCUGAAGUUCCUCGGCAGAUUAGAAUGACAUAGCAAUGCAGAGAGGCUCAAAUCGCAUUAGACAACAUUUUGAAUGUAAACAUACUGGAAGCAGCGUAACCAAUAGAACCCCUGCAAAAUGAAGAGGAAAAGGAUUCACUGCUGCAAUUUAGAAACCACCCUUUAAUGCUCCCACAGGUUUGUUCCUAUGCUUGACUGAGAUAGUUAUGCAUGCCCUUAUCCAUCUUGUAGCCUUACAGUAUAUCUGUUUAAAAUUUUCAGACAGUGUCACAACAAGCCAAGAACUUUGGUGGACUGGCGCAUAAUACCAAGCAAAGUGUGUUUUUUUUUUCCUUGUGAUAUUCAAUGCCAAAAUUAGGCACUAGAUAUGAAUAUCAUAUGCGACACUAGUCAAGUCAUUUAUUCGUAGCCAUUUCUUGUUACCCACAACAUCCAAGGAUGCCUUACCUGACUAAUGUUUAUAAAAUGUGACUCAGAUGAAAGGUUGCCACUUUUUGUCUUU
Hippocampus comes (tiger tail seahorse) is the source of this 3067-nucleotide messenger RNA. RefSeq names its product info leucine-rich repeat, immunoglobulin-like and transmembrane domains 3a (gene lrit3a). The coding region runs from base 267 to 2234 and encodes 655 amino acids. The transcript is spliced from 4 exons. Lineage: Eukaryota; Metazoa; Chordata; Actinopteri; Syngnathiformes; Syngnathidae. Gene Ontology annotation, molecular function: protein binding. The record is from RefSeq and is a predicted model, not a curated record.